AUGACGUCUAAUUACGGUGGUUAUCAUGAGCAAUACAGAUAUCCGUAUCCACCGUUACAGAAUACAAGCACGUAUGAUUCGCAUCCACCAGCACAGGACACGUAUCAACAACCUAUACAGAACCCGUAUCCACCACCAAAUUACCCUCCGUCAAACACACAUCCCGGCCCAUCAGGGCCCUCGACGUUUCUUGACAUAGAGCCUGAGACUAUAACUGGCGAGAAAAAAUUUCACUAUG
Messenger RNA from Acaulospora morrowiae, 238 nucleotides. The record is from the annotation of a GenBank genome assembly. Lineage: Eukaryota; Fungi; Glomeromycota; Glomeromycetes; Diversisporales; Acaulosporaceae.